Malassezia pachydermatis is the source of this 1545-nucleotide messenger RNA. RefSeq names its product serine palmitoyltransferase. The transcript has a single exon. NCBI's taxonomy places the organism in Eukaryota, Fungi, Basidiomycota, Malasseziomycetes, Malasseziales, Malasseziaceae. The record is from RefSeq and is a predicted model, not a curated record. Gene Ontology annotation, biological process: ceramide biosynthetic process; sphingosine biosynthetic process. Gene Ontology annotation, cellular component: endoplasmic reticulum. Gene Ontology annotation, molecular function: serine C-palmitoyltransferase activity; pyridoxal phosphate binding. Bases 1 to 1545 code for a protein of 514 amino acids.
AUGGCGACCAAUGAGCCUUUGAUUCAGGAUCCGGUAUCAGGCCUGGCUGAUCUGGUGAAUCGAUCUUUUCAGCUUAUUCCAGGGAAGGAGAUUGUUGUGCGCUACAUUGCGAGUAGCUACCAAAAUGACCCUGUCCGAUCCCUUCUCGAGUUGAUUCUGUUUAUUUUCGCUGUACGCACCAUUUUGCAGAACCGGACCAGGUCGAGCAGGAACUUUGUUAACCUUUCGAACUCAGAUAUUGACUACCUGGUGAAAGAGUUUGAGCCUGAGCCAUUGUGCACACCACUGUCGCCAGAGGAACAAGACGACUUGGAUGGCGCGCCGCAGAUUGUGGGACAUGCCUCUUCGCACCCGAUGGUGAAAGCGCCGUGGAUGUCCGGCACAGUUCCACGCCGUGUAAAGAACUUGGCGUCGUUUAACUUCACUGGCAUGCUUGAAGCGUCUGAACUCACGGUGCAAGCCAAGCAGAUUCUGCGUGAGUACGGUGUGGGCAGCUGUUCCCCCCCUGGCUUUUACGGCACAAGUGAUAUGCACAUCAAGCUAGAGGAGACGAUUGCGUCUUUCCUACGCAAGGAGGCGUGUAUUGUGUACAGCCAGGGCUUCUCGACUAUUAGCAGUGUGAUUCCCGCGUUCUGUAAGCGUGGGGAUGUGAUUGUGGUGGAUUCUGGUGUGAACUUUUCCAUCCAGAAGGGACUGCAGCUGUCGCGUAGUCGUCUGUAUUGGUAUGACCAUCAUGAUAUGUCGUCGCUGGAGGCGGUACUAGCGCAUUUGAAUCGCGAGCAGGCUCGUUCGCGCAAGCCGUUGACACGCCGGUUCAUCGUGACCGAGGCGCUGUUUGAAUCGGACGGCUCCAUGGCGAAUCUCCCGCGUAUUGUCGAGCUGAAAAAGAAGUACAAGUUCCGUAUGAUUCUGGACGAGUCGUACAGUGUAGGCACAGUGGGUCCGACGGGCCGUGGCCUGCCUGAACUGCAGCAUGUCAACCCAGACGAUGUGGACAUUGUGGUGGGCAACCUCGCUGCGUCGUUUGCGACAGCUGGUGGUUUCUGUGCCUCGACCAAAGAGAUUGUAAAGCACCAGCGCAUCAACGGUUUGUCGUUUGUCUUUUCGGCGGCAAUGCCAGUCAUGAUGGCGAAUGGCUCCACGGUCGCGAUCCAAAAGCUGAUGACGCACCCGGACAUCCUAGCACAACUACGUGACAAUACCGAGAAAGCGUACCACGUACUCUCCCAGAUCUCAAGCAUCACUAUUCCCAGUACGCCGGGCAGCCCGUUGAUUCAUGUACAGAUCCGCCCCAAGGCACAAAGUGAGCCCAUGUCGGCUGCAGGCCAACGGCGCCUGCUUCGCCAAAUCAUGCGCCAGGCGCUGAACCAGGAUGUGAUGGUUUCGCUGGGCCCGCGGCUGCGCAGCAUUCGCCCGGAGUUGGAUGAAGGCACAUGGGCCAACCCCAGUCUGCGCAUCGCUGUGACCAGCGCUCUGAGUCCUGCCGAGAUGGCCCAGGCGAUCGAUGUAGUGCGGGCCAGCAUCGUAAGCGUGCUAGGCACAUGA